Oryzias melastigma (Indian medaka) is the source of this 4627-nucleotide messenger RNA. It is a transcript of the gene adcy7, whose product is annotated as adenylate cyclase 7. Gene Ontology annotation, biological process: adenylate cyclase-activating G protein-coupled receptor signaling pathway; cAMP biosynthetic process; adenylate cyclase-inhibiting G protein-coupled receptor signaling pathway. Gene Ontology annotation, cellular component: plasma membrane. The transcript is spliced from 27 exons. The record is from RefSeq and is a predicted model, not a curated record. Lineage: Eukaryota; Metazoa; Chordata; Actinopteri; Beloniformes; Adrianichthyidae. Gene Ontology annotation, molecular function: adenylate cyclase activity. Bases 646 to 3945 code for a protein of 1099 amino acids.
GACACGGAGGAGGCGCGCUCACGCGCAGUUCCGGAGCGCGCGCAGACGCUCGGAGAGGAGCUCCGGGACUGUAGAGCCGAUUCCAGCUCCCGCCGCCAGCUCGUGUCGGUUUAUUUACACCCGGAACGCCAACUUUAACCCGCAAGGUGCUUCUGUUACUGCUGCUGACCCCUUCUGCUGGGAUCACACUUGACCUUUGCUGUGGCCCUCAUCAGCUCCAUUUUUCCUUCCACCUCCUCCUCCAUAUCCCUCCUACUCUUCCUUGUAAUCCCCUCCCCUCCUCGGUGUCUCAUAGCCCCCGGCUUAUUACUCUAACCCACUGACGGGAGCAGGGCAGGAUUUGGCGGAGGAUGAAGCGGGUCUGGUUUCCAACACCAGACAGGGGAUAGAAGACACAAAAGAACCAGCGAAGGAGAGAGGAGGAGCAAAGGACAGAAAAGAAAGAAAGGAAAGCAGUCAAAUCCACAAGAUGCCACUGUGGAGGAAAGAAAGAAGUUUCUCUUCAUCGCCAUGAGCUGUCAAAGUGUUCCUAAAUCCAGAUUUGGACUUUUUUUGCCCCACAAAAAAAGUUGUGGAGACACACAGUUCUACCCUCUAAGCCUCUUUUUUUAAAAACCCACUAUGUCUCUGUAAGAAGUGAUAGCCAUGCCAACCAAAGGAAAGUACCUGCUGAACGACCAGGAGCUGAAAAAUGAGGCACUCUACCGCAAAUUCUCCUGCAUCAGCCAGUAUCAGCCGCUGGUUCUCCUGCUGGGCCUCUCCAUCCUCUGCUGCGGAAUUCUGCUCAUCCUCUUCUUUGCCCUUGGACUGCGUGCGGGGCAGCACUGUGCCUUUGUGAGCGUGGUGAGCGGCAGCCUGGGCGUGUUCUUGGUGGUGUUUGUGCUGGUGUGCACGGAGCUGCUCUCACAGCGAUGGAGGCUUCUGCUGGGCCUGGUGGUCUGGGCCACUCAUCUCAUCUUAGGGUACACCUUUGUGUUCAGCAGCCCCAUCGUCAUGCCCUGGGACCAGGUGCCUUUCUUCCUCUUCAUCAUCUUCACAGUUUACACCAUGCUGCCGUUCCAGUUGUGGUACGCUGUGGUGCUGAGUGCCAUCUCCUCCCUGUCUCACAUUUUGGUACUCACUCUGCGCCUCACAACCUACAGUUCUGAAUCCAACAGUUAUCUUACCAACCAGCUGCUGUCCAAUGCCGUGGUGUUCCUCUGUGGCAGCGCUGUGGGAGCCUUUCAUAAGGUCCUGAUGGAGAAAACUUUGCGGCAGACUUUUCAAGAUACUCUGAGGUGCCUGAGCAUGCGGAUGAAGCUGGAGAUAGAAAAGAGACAACAGGAGAACCUGCUGCAGUCUGUGCUUCCCGUCUACAUUUCCAUGAAGAUGAAACUGGCUAUAAUGGAGCGCUUGCAGGACUGUAAAGACAAAGAAGAGCAGCAGCGACUGGUCAAAGACAACAACUUUCACAGCCUUUAUGUUAAGAGGCACGAAAAUGUCAGUAUCCUUUAUGCUGACAUUGUUGGCUUCACCCGUUUGGCGAGUGACUGUUCUCCCAAGGAGCUUGUAAUUAUGCUCAAUGAACUGUUUGGCAAGUUUGAUCAAAUUGCUAAGGAAAAUGAAUGCAUGAGAAUUAAGAUCUUGGGGGACUGCUACUACUGUGUGUCGGGGCUGCCGGUGUCGCUGCCGAGGCAUGCCAAAAACUGUGUCAAAAUGGGCCUGGACAUGUGUGAAGCUAUCAAACAGGUGCGGGACGCCACAGGAGUAGACAUCAACAUGAGAGUGGGGGUUCACUCAGGAAACGUGCUCUGUGGUGUGAUCGGCCUCAGAAAGUGGCAGUUUGAUGUGUGGUCACAUGACGUGACUCUGGCCAAUCACAUGGAGUCUGGAGGCCUCCCAGGUCGAGUUCAUAUCACAGAAGCAACUCUGAAGCACUUGAACAAGGCUUACGAAGUGGAAGAAGGUAACGGUCACCUCAGAGACUCUUACCUCAAUGAGCUGAAAAUCAAGACGUACCUCGUCAUCGAUCCAAGGUCCAAGGAUUCAUCGCUGAACACCCGAAAUGCUCCCAAACCUCGAGUGAACGACGGUCUGAAGAUGAGAGCCUCUGUCCGGAUGACUCGCUACCUUGAGUCCUGGGGCGCCGUCAAACCCUUUGCACAUCUUCAGAGCCGAGAGGGUUUUCCCACGGACGCCAUCGUUAAUGGCAAACUACGUCAGAGGGAUAUUCCUCUGCGUCCAGCUCACGGAUCCCACCUCACUGAAAGCAUUGACGAGUCUCUCGAAGAGCCGUUCUCCUUACCCAAUCCUCCGUUCGGCAGCUCUAAGAACAAAUCCCAGAAGAGCAAGUUUGAUGAGGAGCUGCACAAUGAGAUGACCACCACCAUAGAUGAGCUCAGCAGCAAGCAGUGGUCGAAAUCUGAAGAGAGUGGAAGUUUAGCUCUGUGGUUUCCAAAGAAAGACCUGGAAAAACAGUACCGAGCCCUGGAUUUGCCGAUGUUCAAACACUAUGUUAGCUGUGCAACCUUCAUUUUCCUCUGCAUCUUUCUGAUUCAGAUGCUGGUCACAAACAAUCGACAGACGCUGGGGAUGUCAUUUGGAGUGCUGCUUUGUGUGCUGAUGCUGACCCUGGCCAUCUGUUUCGCAGGUCACAUUCAGCGCUUCUUUCCAGAGAAACUGUCUCAGUGUCAGUGGCUGCCAGCUGUGUCGGAGGCGGUGGUUAAGCGGCCGUGCGUGCGUCUGCCUCUGGCUACCGUCACGACUGCGGUCAUCAUUAUCUUGGCGGUGUUCAACAUGUGUUUUAUUCACAGGAGUGAGAAAGAAGACUCUGAUCUCUUCUAUCUACCUUACUCCGUUUACUGCUGCAUCCUCUCGCUCAUCGCCUGUGGAGUGUUCCUCCGCGUGAGCUUCGAGCUCAAAGUGCUCUUCCUCACCUUGGCCUCCACCACGUACUACAUCAUCAUCUUCAGCAGCAGUAAGGAUCUCUUCAAGGCUUACGGAGACGCCCUUCACGCUCAGAUCAACAGCAGCUGUAAUGGCAGCAGUAGGGGAGAUGAUUUUAUGGACCUCCUGAGCUGCAUAGGGCUCGUUAAACACCCCCAGUACAUGAGCUGCAUUUACAUCACGCUGUUCCUGAUUACCAUGCUCAUCAUCUCACAGCAGAACGAGUACUGCUUUCGCCAGGACUUCCUGCUGAAGUAUAAGAACCGCACCGAGCAGGAUGAGAUUGAGACCAGGGAGAACCUGAACCGCCUCCUGUUGGAGAACGUACUUCCAGCCCACGUGGCGACGCUGUUUGUCGGGGAGAACAAGAAGAACGAGGACCUCUACUACAAGUCCUAUGACUGCGUGUGUGUGAUGUUCGCCUCGGUGCCGGAUUUCAAAGAAUUUUACACCGAGUGUGAUAUUAACAAAGAGGGCCUGGAAUGCCUGAGGCUGCUCAAUGAGAUCAUCGCCGACUUUGAUGAGCUGCUGUCCAAACCAAAGUUCAGCGGUGUGGAGAAGAUCAAGACAAUUGGCAGCACCUACAUGGCGGCCGCUGGCCUCAGCGGGGCGCCCGGUCAGGAGAACAAUCAGGACCGGGACAAGCAGCAGGCGCAGAUCGGGAACGUGGUGGAGUUCGCCAUCGCCAUGAUGGGCAAGCUUGACGGCAUCAACCGGCAUUCUUUUAACACCUUCAGGCUCCGCGUGGGAAUUAAUCAUGGCCCCGUGAUCGCAGGAGUGAUCGGGGCCAGAAAACCCCAGUACGAUAUCUGGGGGAACACAGUUAAUGUAGCCAGUAGAAUGGAGAGCACCGGGGAGCUGGGGAAGAUUCAGGUAACGGAGGAAACGUCGGAGGUGCUGCAGGAGCUGGGUUACUCCUGCGAGUGCCGAGGACUCAUCAACGUCAAGGGCAAAGGAGAGCUGAAAACCUUCUUUGUCUGCACCGACAUGAGCAAGCAGCAAGGCAUGGGGCUGAGCUGAGGCCGCGCUGCGCUGCUGAAGGACUCAUACACACAAGUCAAAGGGUUUACAGACUGAAGCGCUGGUCACACUGAAACACAAUGAGGCUCCUGUGGCGUUUCAGAAGAGGAUUUAGAGCUUCACGGUUUGGCAGAUAUCAGAAGCGAUGAAGAGCAUUCGCUUGAACAAUCGGCCUUUUCACCUUUACAUCCACGUGCAGUGAUUUGUUACUUUUGUACUUUUUCCUGCAUCAGUUACUGAAGUAGAAUGACUGUAUUGUAUUACACUCCGUCGGUUGGAUAAGAAGUUUUCUAAAAAGCUGAUCAGGUCACUGUUUGGAGAGGCGGCGGACUCUAUUCCACAUAUUUCUGAUUCAGGCUUCAUAUCUUUAGGAUUCUGCGUGCGUUUUCCUUCUAAUCGCUGCUUCUUUGUCACAAACAUGUAAAGAGAUCUGUUUUUAUCUACUCUUUGAUUUUAUUCUGUUUAGUUAAGAGAGAACUGGAUUGCUUUCUGUGCCUCUGCAGUCUGACGUGGCCUUACUGUCUGAGACCAAUGUCCUGUUUGUAGUAUGAAUAACGCUGUAUUGGCCUUUCUGUGAACAAAUGUGACUUUUGUACAGUUACAGAAUGUAAUAAAUGUUUUCUUAUGUCUGCACGUACGCCGAGCAUUGAAGUCUUAACCAAAGUUUAUUUAAAAAAAAAAA